UUGACAUGGGGCGGAGAGUUGCAGACUGCAUUGAACGCUGCUGUCUACGUCGGUCAUCUUAGCUUAGCCAAAUCACUCAUUGCACUUGGGGCAGAUGUCAAUGCUCAGCACAAUGGGUCGGAGACCGCGUUGAUGAUUGCAGUCAAAAAAGGAAUGGUCAACAUGACGAGACUGCUGCUACAAGCCGGGGCGAGUGUCAAUGCAUAUCGUGGAUCUACGAAGGAGCGGGUCUUCGAAACAGCACAACGUUUGGGAAAUAGAGAUUUAAUUGACGCGCUGCUCAAUUACAACCCGGAUUCUGGUGUAGAGAAGCAGGAAGAUCCAUAUUCGUGUCGUAACCCUGUAUAUGUACACAACCAUCACAGCUAUGUUCUGUCAAAGAGGCAAAUAGAGUUCCUCAAAGAGGUCAGAUCGGCACCCAGAUGUGAACAGCGCCAAAAAUACUACCUUGAAAAGUGGUCGCCUACGUGGAAGCAUCUCGCCUUACGUAGGACAAAGGGUAUGAUGGUACGAGACAGGGGAUAACGAAAGCCUAGAAAGAUAGUUAAUAAUGGACUACAAGGCAAC
Mytilinidion resinicola is the source of this 567-nucleotide messenger RNA. RefSeq lists its product as uncharacterized. The transcript is spliced from 2 exons. Gene Ontology annotation, molecular function: protein binding. Lineage: Eukaryota; Fungi; Ascomycota; Dothideomycetes; Mytilinidiales; Mytilinidiaceae. Bases 133 to 525 code for a protein of 130 amino acids. The record is from RefSeq and is a predicted model, not a curated record.